UGGCAACACUUCUGUAACUUGUCAAAGUCAGUCGGCCGUGGCUCUGAAAUAUCAACAAAAAUUUUGCUCCUGCUAUUUUGGUGUAAUAUUACAUCAAAAUGGACGAUAAAUAUGAAACUGUUAAAUUGUGCUAUACGGUCCACCGAUACUCCAGCUAUAGUAGUAACUAUAUACCUGAAAAUAUUAUGGUUAAUAACCCCACCGACCAGCUGUCGAGAUGGUUUACUGAUAGCAAUUCGCCGUCUCAAUAUAUAAUGCUAAAAUUGAAAAGUCCAUCAAUUGUGGAGUCAAUAAAAUUCGGUAAAUAUAUAAAAGCCCAUGUGAGUGACCUGAAGAAAUUUCAAAUUUAUGGUGGGGCCGAAGAAAACAAUUUGUCUUUAUUACUUACAGCUGGUCUCAAGAAGGACAGUACGUCAGAAGUAUUUCGGCUGCGGUGCCGGACGGCAGAAGGCUUGUUUCUCCCGAUACAAUACCUAAAAAUAGUACCUCUGCAAUCCUGGGGUCCCGCCUAUAAUUAUACCAUAUGGUAUGUAGAACUUAAUGGAAAGAAUCAAGAACAAAUAAUUAGUAACGCAAUGGAAACUAUUAACUUGCGUAAAGAAGAAGAAGCGGUGCGUUUGUUGCUUAAACAUUUGCGCCGGCGACGGUACAAAGACGCUUUCGAAGCACUGUCUCGUGAAAGUGGAGUACAGCUUGAAGGGCCACUACAAUCCAAAUUAUGGAACGCACUUGUUGAAAAAGGAGAUUUCAAACAAGCUGAAGAAUUGUUCGAUCAAGCUAUCGCAGAAGGCGAACUGGAUUGGUACCUCAGUUGGCAGCCAUACAGUCCUCACUGGAGGCAGAUGUCCGCGUGCUCCACGCAGGUGGAGGACCGCCUGUGGAGUGGAGAGGCUCCGCCCCCUCCUCCUGCUAGGCAGCACGACCUGCUCUGUGCUGAUAGAGAUCCGAGGCCCGAUACUGCGGAAGCGCCAGUAAACGGCGCGGAACAGAGCGAGGCGUGCGAGAGCGCAUGCGCCGGAAGCUUGGCCUACAACAAGCCCGGACCUCGGGGCGGACAUCAGCUCGUCGUGGACUCUACAACUGGUACCCUAUAUCUCUUCGGUGGCUGGAAUGGCUCAGAAGAUUUGGAUGAUCUCUGGUCGUUCUGCACGACCAGUGAACGUUGGACUCUGCUGUGUAAGCACAGCGGUGAGGUCGGAGGUCCAUCUCCUCGGUCAUGCCACAAGAUGGUCUUUGACGCCGUUAACCGACGCCUCUAUACACUUGGCAGAUACCUGGACAAUGCGCAACGCGUGCCGACAAACAUGAAUAGUGACCUGUAUAUGUACGACAUCGCGAGCGGGGAGUGGUCGCUGGUAUGCUCGGACACGUCGGUGGUGGGGGGGCCGCGCCUGGUCUUCGACCACCAGAUGUGCAUCGACGCCGACACACAGACCAUCUACGUCUUCGGGGGCAGGGUGCUUCCCGCCAACACAGAGGAGGUAGUAAGCCCUCAGUACUCCGGGCUGUUCGCGUACUACAUAGCGACGAACACGUGGCAGCUAGUACUGAGUGACCGCCACGAACUCAACGCGCCACAAGCACGCGUCUCACAUUCUAUGCUCUUCCACCCGGUACAGCGUCGGCUGUACAUGUUCGCGGGGCAGCGCAACAAGGAGCAGCUGGUGGACCUGUGGUGGUGGGACGUGGCGUCCGGCCAGUGCGGCGCGCUCUGUCGCGGCGCCGUCGCCCCGCCCCCGCCGCAGGCAGGCUUCACGCAGCGCGCCACGCUCGACCCAGACACCGACGAACUCUUCGUGCUCUCUGGUAUGAGCAAGGAGAAAGACAAGCGUGUCUAUAAUAGUCUGUGGGUGUUCUCCCUGCGCCGCCUGACGUGGUCGUGCGUGUACCGGAACGAUAGUGUCGCGCCCAACGAGCCCAGGCCACGCUUCGCACAUCAACUCGUCUACGAUCCUGUUAAGAAGAUACAUUACUUAUUCGGCGGCAACCCGGGCAACCAGGGCAGCCCCCGCGUCCGGCUGGACGACCUUUGGGCUCUCCGCCUGCGUCGGCCGACGCUGGGCGGCGUGCGGCAGUCAGUCCGCGCGUCGCUGCGGGAGGCUCGCUACCGCGCGCUGGCCGCCGCCGCCGCGCGGGGGGACGAUGGCGCCGCCCUCGCCGCGCUGCACUACCUCAGGAACGAUCUGCACGAAGCGCUCGACCAUUCCAACAAAGAACAGGUGUCGAGAUUCCAGAAGCUGGCGACAGUACUGUUCGCAGGUCCGGGCCCCGCGGAGCCGGCCCCGGCGACGCUGACCCCGCGGCGCACGCGCAGCCUGGCCCGCCGCCGCCGCGCCAUGCCCGCCGCUACUGAUAUCGCGCUGUCACUAGCUCAGGUCUUAGGUGCGGACGAACCAUAUCCAGAACCCACGCAACCAUUCGAAGAAAUAAAGGAACCAACACCUGACACUUGGGACGUUGGUCCUGAUGACGAGGAUCCCUCGGAACAGGAGGAGACAGCCGAGUGGAAUGCGCGGGCGCAGCGCAUGAAGCUGUACGAUUGGCUGUGUAGGUUCUUUAGGCCCUCGACCGUGCCGCCCAAGGGUGAUAUCACAGAUAUGGUUAUACUGUAAGACGGACUAUCAUGUAGGUCGAGACACACUUUGAUAUGAUGAUACUGACGGGCAGGUAACAAUUACUUGGCAACUCUACAAAAUUAUACCACCCUCAGACUAAACAGUAUGCAACAUACUUUUGUACUCAAAUAACUGCAUUUAAUUCCUUUAAGUAAAUCGGACCGCAUGCUCAGUAGUCUAAAUAGUGACUUGUAAGUUUGUCCACAGUUACCUGCCUUCUUAUCGAGCUUGUAAGAUAACAGUCGUGUAUCGUUAUAAGCACUAAGUUUAGGUAUUUGUGAAGUGGAAGACUUCUCACUACUUUUGAUUACAUCUACUGCCAUAUUGGUCAAAAAUAUGAAAAAUUAAAUUCUUCCAUUACAUAUUAAGUACGCGUAAUUUGUACCCCUAUCUAUAAUAAUAAUGUUUAUACGUAAAUGUGACGUAUAAACAGCAAACGUUAUAGUCAUAUAAAUCACAAUUUCUUAUGAUACUAGACUUCUUACUUUAAUGCCGUAUUUAACUGUAUUUAAUCACAAAUUGUAGUUGAUAAGAAUUGUAAUAUCAUAUUCGACUUAGAUUUUAUGGCCGCAAGAACGUGUUAGGUGUAUUUACGAAGCGCCUUGAUAAAAUUAUGAUUUAUUUAUUUUUAUGUUGAAGCUGUCAAAGGAGUUUUUCUUUCGUCUUCAAUGUUAUUCUUUGUCUCGUGGCCGCCAUACAUAAUAAUAAAUAAUGUAUUAACAUUGAAAUAUAAUAAUCAUGUAAUCUGUAUUGUUGUUCUAAUAUCGACGUAAUUCACUAUUGACAAUAUUUUUGUACACAAAAAUGCAAAAUGUUUUCAGUUUACAUUUUUAUACAUGCAUUGUAUGAGCAUUUUUAGUUAAAUAUAAUAAAAUUACUAAUAUUUAAUUGACUUGUUGCAAGACUGACAUAAUGUAUUUGUUAAUUACUAUUUUAUAAUAAAAUACUACUAAAAAGCGCUCAAAAUCACCAAAGUGUUCACUCGAUUUUUGAAUCGACACAUUCCCUGAAGACAGAAUACUCGCCAGCUAGAUCUAGUUACAUUAUAUUUUUUUUCUUCUAAAUUUGAAUUUCGAAUGUCAUUUUUCUAAUAUUUUCCCGCUCAAUCUUGAAUUCAGAAUGCAGCAAAACAUUUUGUCAAUCUUGCAAGUAAUAUGUACAUACAAGAAUGCCUACUCGAAGCUAAAUAUGAUGAGUGUGAGUAAUUAAGUGCAACUUAGAGGCUUUGUUACCUUCGUAACAUUGUAAAUAACUUUUUUAUAUACAAGAAAUGUAUCUAAUAAGCGUGUAACCGUGUUCCCUUGAAGUCUAGUCAGCAUUGAAUACUAAGUUAUACGCGAUACAUUCACGACAUUUAUUUAAAUAGGAUACAAAAGACAAUAAUAAUGCAUUUCAUUGUUGAUAUUUUAACAAUUUAAGUGAAAUUUUAUAUGCACUAACCUUUUUUCUGGCAGCUUAAGUAAGAGUUUUGACGCAAACAAUGCACAUUUUACAGUCAGCUUUUAUUAGAAUUAGAAAUAAUGGGACGCGUGAGUUUACAGUCUGUGAUAAAAUUGCUGUAACGAUAAGUGUAGUUAUUGGAGUGAGGAGCCCCAGCGAGGGCCUUCGAGCUAGGGAUUGUUGCCAAAUUUUAGUAAUACCACUGGAGAGAAUGCCUCCUAUAUAUUUUAUUUUACGUUUUAAUUACGUAAACUUAAAAGAAAUAGUGUUUUAAUAUUGUUUUUUUUUAUAUAAGAAACGAUCGACUGUUUUCGGCAUUUGGUUUGUUUUAAUAAGUUUUUAGGGUAUGUAGUGUUCAAUGGUUUAAUAUUUAUGUGUAAUCAUAUGUUUAAGAAUGGAUCAGUGAAGUCACUGUUUUGUAGUAUUUACAUUAUCGACGUGUUUCAUGUGUUUCUCAUAGCGUGAAUUAUGACAUCUCAAGCAAUUUGUUCGACAUGUGCAAUUAUAUG
Spodoptera exigua (beet armyworm) is the source of this 4564-nucleotide messenger RNA. The record is from the annotation of a GenBank genome assembly. Lineage: Eukaryota; Metazoa; Arthropoda; Insecta; Lepidoptera; Noctuidae.